AUGGCAAAGCCAAAUCAACUCAGGCCCGACCAACUGAGUCAUUUUGUGCAUUUGUCGAAGCACAAGUACCGGAAGCAUCGCAGAGCUCUCAAGAGUUUGUUCAAGCGUAAUGAAUAUAGAAUUGAACCCAAUACACCUGUGCAGGAUCGAUCCAUCUACAAAUACUGGAAAAACCGGCUGCGUUUAUUCUCGAAAAUGGAAUGCCGUGAUCUGUAUAUGACGCACGAGCUGUGGUUCAGUGUAACACCCGAGGUGGUUGCCAAGUUUGCCGCUAGAUUUAUCAAGAGCUGUUUGCCCGAUGCAGAAGUGAUGCUAGACGUCUAUUGUGGCGGCGGUGGGAAUACGAUUCAAUUUGCACAAUAUUUCAGCAAGGUUUACGGCGUGGAUAACUCCUUGGAACAUCUAUAUUGCACCUACCGCAACGCUCAGGCCUACAAUGUUGAAGAUAGAAUCUGGCUGAAGCUUGGAGACUGGCCCACACUCAGCCGAAAAAAACGAUUCAACAAGCUUAAGAUUGACUGCGUCUUUUCGUCUCCUCCCUGGGGCGGUCCACAGUAUCUGAAAAGCGAGCUCUACGAUUUGGAGGCCGCUUUGCUCCCGCAGGGUCUCCGAGAAACCCUGCAAGGUCUCUUUCAAGUGAGUGGGAACGUGGUACUAUUUCUGCCGCGAAAUUCGGAUCUAGGACAAAUCUCUCGGGUCACACGAGAACUUUUAGGUGAGCAAGCCCGCUGCAAGGUUCUAUACGUCAAGGAGAACGGCUUUUUGAAAGGCAUAUUAUGUUUCUGGGGAGAGCGAUUCUACAAUUACCACGGGCAUGUAGAACUCGGGCAUGAGCAAGAGACUUCGAAGCCCGGAGCCACUUCUUCGCGUAUAGAUUAUUCGGUUGACGGCUAA
This is a messenger RNA of Lachancea dasiensis, 894 nucleotides long. The record is from the annotation of a GenBank genome assembly. NCBI's taxonomy places the organism in Eukaryota, Fungi, Ascomycota, Saccharomycetes, Saccharomycetales, Saccharomycetaceae.